Meleagris gallopavo (turkey) is the source of this 1465-nucleotide messenger RNA. RefSeq names its product leptin receptor overlapping transcript (gene LEPROT). NCBI's taxonomy places the organism in Eukaryota, Metazoa, Chordata, Aves, Galliformes, Phasianidae. The record is from RefSeq and is marked provisional. Gene Ontology annotation, biological process: late endosome to vacuole transport via multivesicular body sorting pathway; negative regulation of growth hormone receptor signaling pathway. Gene Ontology annotation, cellular component: endosome.
GAUCACGUGCUCCAGCAGGGGGGUGAGGCUAAGGGCCGGAAGUCUCGCGCCGCCACCUCAGCCGGGCGUCGUUCGGGGCGCUGAGAAGCGGAGCAGCUGCCACCCAGCCCGCCGGAAACAUGGCGGGUAUCAAAGCUCUCGUGGGGCUGUCCUUCAGCGGAGCCAUCGGCCUGACGUUCCUCAUGCUGGGCUGCGCCCUGGAAUACUACGGUGUUUACUGGCCUAUGUUUGUCUUAAUAUUUUACUUCAUCUGCCCCAUUCCCCACUUCAUUGCAAGAAGAGUAAGUGACGACAGCGAUGCAGCCAGCAGUGCCUGCAGGGAACUGGCGUACUUCUUCACGACUGGAAUUGUUGUUUCUGCUUUUGGCUUCCCCAUCAUCCUCGCGCGGGUCGAAGCGAUCAAAUGGGGAGCCUGUGGUCUGGUGCUGGCUGGCAAUGCAGUCAUUUUCCUUACUAUUUUAGGCUUUUUUCUUGUGUUUGGUAGAGGAGAUGACUUUAGCUGGGAGCAGUGGUAGGACCUCGCUCUGAUGCUGGUAACGUUUUCAGCGUAUGUCACCAUAUGUAUGCUGUAUGUGUGUGUCUGUGUGUAUACAUUACUACAAAUGUGUGUGCAUAUGUAUGCAGUUUGACAUUAUCACAUCCUAACGUGCUUUUUAAAAAUGUGUCAGCCAAAGGGGAAAGAUCCCUGUGACAGCACUCUUACUGUAUUCAGUAAAAGUUGGGAUCGCCAUUGCAAAUCUGUCCACAAAUAAGUUUGCAAAAACAUAAACUGUUUUUACUUGUUUUUCCAUAUAUGUGCAUUAACUUCUGCUCUACUCACUGAUACAUGAGAUAUCGAUCAGCAUGUCUACUAUUUUUCCAAAAACCAUAUAAUUAAAGUAGAUCAAUAUAAAGAUUAUCCUGCUUACUGUUGCUUACCUUGAUUGUCUUUCUGCUCUGAUUAAGGAUGAAUGAGUACUUGCUUUCCACAUGAGUAAUUGUAAUUCUAAUUGUUUCCUUUGAUAACAAAAACAAACGUAGCAUAUGCCAACUCUUACUACCUAAUGAAAGAGAGAGAAAACCCUGGUUAAAAAUUGAUGGUGUUCACUUAGAAUCUACAUUCUUUCUUCUCCCUAAGAUAUGCCAGUUUUGUCACUCUUCAACUUAAUGACUGUGGAUGUAUUUUGGGAAUAGUGUAGUGUUUUAAUGCUCAGAGUUGACAUUACUUCUCUCAUGAAGGCUCAUAGAGGAAGAAACUACUCUCAGGACACUUACAGUCACAAGACAGCAUACAGCUCUGUAUUCCUGUGUGUGAAGUGCCUGAAUUACAAGGAAGUUAGUGUUCUGCUGGGCAGGACUUAUCUCCUCUGUUCUCAUUGCUUUGGUAACUUUACUUAUUCAAACUGCUAUUUUUUGGCUGUAAGAUUGUUAGAUUAAAACACUAUAUUUUUAUGAUGGCAUUAUCCUAGUAAACAUUCUCAUAAUC